CACUGCUGCCCGACAAGACUAACGAUGUGCUGGACGGUGGUGUGACGCCGCAAGGGGACUUUAUAGCCCAGAACUAUUUCUAAACUAUUACCAAAUCAACUUUUCCUCAGUGGGUGGUUUGUUUGCAGAUUGUGGAAAUGCGCUGGGAUUAACUGGAGUUCACACACCCCUUUGAUUUAUUGCUGUUUGUAUUUUCACUUGGACUCAUCCACUCAUCAGAGAAAAGAGAUGCGCGAGUGAUCAUGAUGCUCAGCGUUUACAUCCUUUGUUGUUGCUGACGCACACUGGGAGCGAAAUUGGAUUGUAAAACUAUGUGGAGUCAUUCCUGAGGACUGAGUCGCUGCUCUCCGCGGGUUUAUGGAGAAGAGCAGUCCGAAGAUGACGGGCGGAACCCGGGAGGCGCCGGUAAACUCCUCUCCGGCGGUGGCGGCCAACGCGGAGGGCGAGGAGAUCGAGGUUUUGGAGAGCACCGAGGUCCUUCCCGUGGCCCCAGAGGACUAUGACCCAGAGAAUUCGGGCUUCAUCAGUACCGAGCGGUUCAGGGACCUGCUGGCGACCCACAGCUCUGAGCUUGACCCCCACAAACUAGAAGUCCUAUUGGCCCUCGCCGAUGGUAACGCUGAUGGAAAGAUCUGUUACCAAGACUUUGUCAACCUGAUGAGUAACAAACGCUCCAACAGUUUCCGGAGGGCCAUCCUCCAGGGCAGCAGGCAGCUUAAAGGCUGCAGUCUCAGAGAUGAGGUCGGCUUGGGACUCUCCCAACGGCUAGUCCGACACGUCGCCUACGAGACGCUGCCCCGCGAGGUCGACCGCAAGUGGUACUUUGACAGCUACACCUACUGCCCUCCACCCUGGCUCAUCCUGGCUAUCACCAUUGCUGAGGUAGCCGUUUUCAUGUACUAUGGGUUCCAGCUGGACCGUUUGGUCCUGCAGGUUUCCAGUCCGUCAUUCCUAAAGAGUCCCCUACCUUACCACCCCCAGCUCCGAGCCCAGGCCUGGAGGUACCUCAGCUACAUUUUCAUGCACACUGGGAUUGAACACUUGAGCCUGAACAUGGCCAUGCAGCUGCUUGUUGGAGUCCCUCUAGAAAUGGUCCACGGAGCCCUGAGGAUCGGAUUAGUCUACGUGUGCGGUGUGCUGGCAGGGUCUCUGGCGGUGUCCGUCACUGAUAUGACGGCUCCCGUGGUCGGGUCAUCUGGGGGAGUGUACGCCCUGGUCUCAGCACACUUGGCCAACGUAGUAAUGAAUUGGUCGGGAAUGAAGUGUCAGUUCAAGUUAUUCCGGAUGGCCAUGGCUCUGGUUUGCAUGAGCGUAGAGUUUGGUCGGGCAGUGUGGCUGCGAUUCUACCCUCCGGCCUUUCCUCCAUGUCCCAACCCCAGCUUUGUAGCUCACCUGGGAGGGGUGGUGGUUGGUCUGACGCUCGGCGUGGUGGUCCUGCAGAACUACGAGCAGCGACUCCAGGAGCAGUCUCUGUUUUGGAUCUUUUUCUGUGUCUACACCUUGUUUGUGCUCUGCGCUGUCUUCUGGAACAUCUUCGCUUACAGCUUGCUGGACGUGCGACUGCCCCCACCACCAUGACGUGCUCAUUAGAGCCGGACAAGACAAUGUAUUUCCUUUUUUCCUCCAUUGGUGGAUGCCUGACCGCCUGGCUGGAUGAGUCACUUCACC
Molecule: messenger RNA, 1668 nt
Organism: Thunnus maccoyii (southern bluefin tuna)
Lineage: Eukaryota; Metazoa; Chordata; Actinopteri; Scombriformes; Scombridae
Gene: rhbdl3
Product: rhomboid, veinlet-like 3 (Drosophila)
Exons: 8
Coding region: 358-1578 (406 amino acids)
Cellular component (GO): membrane
Molecular function (GO): calcium ion binding; serine-type endopeptidase activity
Source: RefSeq, a predicted model, not a curated record